AAAGAUGCAGUGAGGUUUUGAUAUGGCGGCAAAUCUUAGUUAGGCGGACAUUUAUCGUAAAUUUUUGUGAUACCCUUCGAUCGUUUCGUUAGACGUUCGAAUGUAACCGUGUGGUAAUUUUUCUGUUGAAUUUCCACCUAAAGUGUGUUUUAUUCCAAUUUUGCAUAGAAAAAUUGAAACAUUAUGCAUUUCUGCAUUUUAAAGCACAGUGGCGACAUAUCAUGGCGGCGAAAUUUUCUUGACUGCAGUUGUGUAUCUCGAGUAGUUUCAUACCUAAUACGUACGCAAAGGAAUUUCUUUGUGAAGUAACAUAUUUAGUAAAUGGAUAUAUUGUGUGGAAAAUUCAUUUUAUAAGAUUUCCGUUUACGUUCCGGUUUUGUGUGUUUUAAGUGAUAUCAUUCAAGAUGAACAAGCGACGCAGAACCUCUUCGGUUGCGAGUCGGGGUACAGAGGAUGAUGGUGACGAUAUACCUCCUGAACCGACAAAGAGAAGAAAAAAAUUAGAUCCUAGCGAUUUAUGCCAACAAUUGUACGAUGUACUACGUAAUCAGAAAAAGGAAGAUGGAACAUUAUUGUGUGAUGCAUUUAUACGUGUGCCUAAACGUAGACAAGAACCUGGUUAUUAUGAAGUUGUAACAAAUCCUAUAGACCUGUUAAAGGUUCAACAGAAACUAAAAACCGAUGAGUAUAGAGAUAUGGAUGAUUUAGCAUCUGAUAUUCAACUUAUGGUUAAUAAUGCUAAAGCUUUUUACAUGCGUACAUCUCCUGAAUAUAAAGAUGCCACAGAGCUUUGGGAAUUAUGUGUAAAUACAAAAAAUCGUAUUAUGGAAGAAUACGAAGACCCAGAGCCUAAAGGAAAGCUUAUACUAAAAGUAGCGCGAUUGGCUCGGAAGGCAGCAACAAAACAAGACGACGCAGAAGACACAUCCGAAAGUUCUACAAAUCCUGAUGAAGAAACUAUACAACUUUUUGAAGACUUAUUCGCGGCAGUUAUGACAGCAACAGAUCCAGCUGACAACAAUAGGCCGUUACAUACAAUGUUUCAACUUAAACCAUCUAAAAAAUUAUAUCCGGAAUAUUACGAUGUAAUUGAGACGCCAGUAGACCUGAAAACAGUUGCGAGAAAAAUUCAGGAAGCAGCCUAUAGUAAUGUUGGGGAUAUGGAAAAAGAUUUAAUGUUAAUGUGUCGUAACGCUUGUCAGUUUAACGAACCCGGUUCUCAAAUCUAUAAAGAUGCUAAGCUUUUGAAAAAGAUUAUUACUGCAGCAGCAAGAAAACAGGAUACUGGAUUAAGUAGCAAUAUUCAAAAAAUGACAACGACCGCGCCAUCGACGCGAAGUAAAAGAGGUAGUCGCACUAUGGCGCAGUCCUUAAUAGCUCAGACAGCAUCAUUACCAAACGAAGAUGAAGAAAGCGAUGACGAAGAGGAAGAGCCUGCAGAAACCGAAGAGGCUGACAAUCCUCAAUGGCAGCUAUUUCAAACUAUCCGAACGGCACCUAAUAAUCAAGGAGUUAGAAUGAGUGAAUAUUUUUGGAAACUGCCAUCGAAGAGAUUAUACCCUGAUUACUACAAAAUGAUUAAAAAUCCUAUUUCUUUGUUACAAAUUCGCACUAAGAUAAAGAAAGGUGAAUAUGGUACCGUUAGCGAAGUGGCUGGUGAUAUGAAUAUUAUGUUUGAAAAUGCAAAAAAAUAUAAUAUUCAUACAUCUAGACUAUACAAGUGUGCUGUGAAACUACAAAAAAUUAUGCAAGAGAAAGUACAAGAACUCUUAGAAUUCGAUCAGGAUUCAGAUUCAGAUAGCGAAUUCGAAAAUAAUUCUCAUCAGCCUAAACUCAUUAAGCGUGCUUCGAAUCUGUUGACUCGUGGAAAAUAUAAGGAUAACAUACCAUUGAAAAAGAGAUUAUAUGCAUUAGUCAAAUGCGUAAUAGAAUACGUUUGCGAAGAUGGACGGCAACCAAUGCUAAUGUUCAUGGAAAAGCCUUCAAAAAAAUUGUAUCCAGAUUAUUAUCAAGUAAUAGCAGAACCUAUCGAUAUGUUAGCUAUAGAAGCUAAUAUUAAAGCAGAGAAAUAUCAAAGCGAAAACGAAUUAAUACAAGAUUUUAAGUUAAUGUUCAAUAAUUGUCGUCAAUACAAUGAAGAAGGUUCUUUAAUAUACGAAGAUGCAAAUACAUUGGAAAAAGUUUUAAUGGACAAAGUAAAAGAAUUGGGUCCUCUACCAGAAACGCCUAAGCCUACGAAAUCAAGCGCGUCUACGCCAACUAGAAACGUUGGGAGACCCAAAAAGGUACCGUUGCAUUUACAAAAGUUGAAAACUAUGUAUGACACUAUAAAAGAUUAUCAUGAUUCGAAAGGAAGACAGUUAUCUUUAAUUUUUAUGAAAUUGCCAAAUAAGAAUGAGUAUCCUGAUUAUUACGAAGUCAUUAAACAACCUAUGAACAUGGAAAAAAUAGCUUCAACUUUAAAAAAUAAUGGCUACGAGAAUUUAGAAGAACUCGUGUCGGAUUAUGUAUUAAUGUUUGAUAAUGCUUGCAAAUACAAUGAACCCGAUUCACAAAUAUACAAGGAUGCUCUAAUUUUACAACGAUUGGUGCUUCAAACAAAGUUACAAUUAAGUGAAGAUGAAGAGAGUGUGCCAGAUGUAUCUGCUGCAGUUCAAGAAAUAUUGGCAACUAUUUUUACUGCUCUUUACAAUCACCAAGAUGAAGAAGGAAGAUGUUAUUCGGACUCUAUGGCAGAACUUCCAGAACACGAUAUUAUUGAUGGAAAAAAGGUACGAGGAUUAUCAUUAGACUUAAUUAAAAGGAGAUUAGAUCGUGGAGCUUACAAACGAUUGGAUCGUUUCCAAGAAGAUGUAUUCACGUGUUUAGAAAGAGCCAGGAGGCUGUCACGUACAGAUUCACAACCUUUUGAAGAUAGUGUAGAGCUUCAAGCAUUUUUUUUAAGAACUCGUGACGAAGUAACUCGUGGUGGAGAUUUGUUACAUUCACCAGCACUUAAUUAUACUCUACUGGAUCUGUCUGCUCAAGUUGCAGAAUUGAAACGUCUAAAGAAACAACAAGAACUAGCAUUACCUAAUGAAGAGGAAAGUUGUGAUGGGAAUGAGACAAAAGAUUCAGAAACGAGUGCUAAUAAUACAGAGGGAAACAAUAGUGAUAACGGUGGCUCCAUGAGUUUUAAUCAAGAAGUAUAUAGAGCUGGUGAUUUUGCAUAUGUUGAACCUACAGAACGAGGGAUGGAAUAUAGUGUUGUUCUUAUAGAACGUUUAUGGACAAAUGCGGAGGGACAGCAAAUGUUAUAUGGAAAUUUAUUUUAUAGACCAAGUGAAACUUAUCAUGUAGCUUCUAGAAAAUUUCUCGAUAAAGAAUUAUUUAAAAGUGACGCUCACGUAGCUGUACCUCUGGUCAAAGUAGCCGGCAGGUGUUGCGUUCUAAGUGUUAAGGAUUAUUUUAGAAUGCAACCAGAAGGUUUCUUAGAUAAAGAUGUUUACGUAUGCGAGUCACGGUAUUCUACAAAAGCGAGAGCUUUCAAAAAAAUCAAGGUCUGGAAUUUUGAUCCAGAUCAUUUAAAACUAGUUUCAAGAGACAAACCAUUAGAACCAAAGCGAGUAAUAUCAGUGUACAAGGAAAGGCUAGAAAAACAUAAAGAAGAAAUCGCGGAAUUAGAGGAAGGAGAAAAAUUGACCGAAAAGGAGAAACCUAAUGUAAUACUAUAUAAUCCGGGUGAUACAGAGAAUACCUACUAUGAACAGUAUAAUACAUGUGCGGGUUCUGUAAAAACUGGAGACUUUGUAUAUGUAGCAACAGACGGAGGUAGACAACAAAUCGCACAAAUUGACGCUAUAUGGUCAACCAAAGAUGGAAAGUGUUACUUCAAAGGUCCAUGGUUGUUGAUGCCUAUAGAAAUACCACAUGCCCCUAAUAAGUUAUUUUAUAAACAAGAACUUUUCUUAUCUACCGUCGAUGGUACCCAUCCUAUCGUGGCUAUCGUUGGAAAAUGUGCCGUCCUUGAUUUUGGAGAAUAUAUUUGCAGUCGACCUACGGAAAUACCUGAGGACGAUAUAUAUAUUUGUGAAUCAUUGUACGAUGAAAGUAAGAGCCUCAUGAAAAAACUUGGGCAAGAAGGCUUAAAAAAAUUCAAUCAUAGCUCAGCAGUAACCGAAGAUGAAAUUUACUUCUUCCGAAGGCCAAUUAAUCCUGCUAAAGUUCCAGGUGACGUGGCUCAGACGCAAAAUCAAGUCAAGUCUGUUACUCCUAGUUCGGCUCAAUUUGAAAUGGAAGCAUCACCAUUGUUACCGAAGCUGGAACCCGAUGUGCUAGGCAUGGGAGUAGGAUUAGGAGUGGGAGUAGGAGUAGGAGUUGGGGAGGACAGCAUGGAUGCUGGUGGUCCACCGUCCGUUGGAUCUGCAGAAGCUCAACCGGUGCUCUCCAAUACUCAAACUCCUGUGUCGACUAAGAAGAAAACGGCGGGUAAGAAAUUAGUUACGGGCUAUAUUUUAUAUUCGAGUAAAAUGCGAACGCAGAUUACACAAAACAAUCCUGACUCAUCCUUUGGGGAGAUUAGCAGAAUUGUUGGCAACGAGUGGAGAAAAUUACCUGCAGGAGAGAAACAAGCUUGGGAAGAAAGAGCGAUUAAAAUGAACGAGGAUGGAGGACAGCUUAAAGGAACAUCCGUUUCAGUGGGUACAAAUUCCUUGCAAGAUGUAGUAUACGAAUGUUGUUGGGACAAUUGCGACUGGCAAUUCGAAGAUAUGACCGAUUGUAUCGAUCAUUGUAUCGCUGAACAAAAUGGACAUGUGCAAUCGUCCUUUUCUAAUGCUGCUAGCGAUGUAGAGUAUCAAUGUCAAUGGCGAGGAUGCGGUCGCACGAAGAAAUCUGUACCUCCCUUCCCAAGUGUACAGAGGUUAGCAAGGCACGUUAAAGAAGUACAUAUUCUUAAAUCAAAUGGGCGCAUUAUACCUCCUACGGAAAGAAGCAAAAAUUAUAUGGCAUCGAAAGGCCCAACGAUACUACCGCCAAUGGAAACAGAAACAUCGGCAGCCGCGACGCAAACAAAUAGCGUACCUACUACUAAACAACCGGAGCCAAUGUUUGUCGCUGUUCCUCCGAGACCAAGUCGUGUAUUACAUUCAGAUGCUUAUUUACGGUAUAUCGAAGCUUUAAAUGUAGAAAACCGGUACAUAUCAAAUUGGGAUAAACAGAUGAAUGCUAAUCCUGAUAACACUCAAAUUCCUGAUGUGACAAAAUUACCUGCGGAAUGGCUCGGCAAUGGUGUAGGCAACCAUGGAAAUGUGGUAAACGCCUUAUGGACGCUCAGGAAUAUGAUGAUGCGAGAUGUGUUGGCCAUCAAUAAAACUUUAUAGUUUAUAACUCGUUAAGAUCUAUAAUCUUUAAUAUUCGAUGCUACCUUAAAACUACAAUUCGCAGGUCCGUCGAUGCUAGAUGAAAGACUGAAGAUUAUUGUUUGAAUAUCAGUGUAUUUAUACUUUUAGAUUAUUUCCUUUUCAUUCUACAACUCUAGUUGUAUGUUGAACUUGUGGUAUACUUUUUAGUAAUUUCUGAUCUGUAAUUUGAAAUAACUAGAAAAGUGACUUUAUCGUUACAAUAUCUUUAGAUCUGCAGAGUAUUUACACCGAAAGAUUAAGUUUUAAAAUUAAUUUUAAUUUUUUCUUUUAUGUUAUGAUUUUCACUAAGUGAAAAUGCAAUGUUCAUUAUUUUCGAUACAUCGCCUAUGGAUCUGUUAGGAGUAGAACUAAAAUAUUACAACGUAAGAAUCGCCAUUUUGUACAUAUUUCGCUAUUUUUAGUUUUAACUUUUCAUAUAAAGAAUUUUGUAUUUUGUGUAUCGCGCAUUAUAAAAGUGUGACUUAAAAACUCCUGUAUUCAUACUGUAACAUGAAACUAAUGUAAAUAUAACAUAAUGCACUUUAGAAAACAA
Messenger RNA from Hylaeus anthracinus, 5934 nucleotides. It is a transcript of the gene polybromo, whose product is annotated as protein polybromo-1. Bases 405 to 5360 code for a protein of 1651 amino acids. Gene Ontology annotation, molecular function: chromatin binding; protein binding. Gene Ontology annotation, cellular component: RSC-type complex. The transcript has 27 exons. The record is from RefSeq and is a predicted model, not a curated record. Gene Ontology annotation, biological process: chromatin remodeling. Lineage: Eukaryota; Metazoa; Arthropoda; Insecta; Hymenoptera; Colletidae.